AUGGCUGAUAGUCCCUCUCAGUCCGAGCCGCUGGCUUCGCCGGAACUCAAUGACGACUUCAAGAAGCCAGCCCUGCCGGUGCCCUCGGCGGCGCAGAGUAAGGCCCCGGCCAACAGUCCUCCAAACCCGGAGGAGGUGAAGGAAAGGCCCACGGCGCUGCCGGACUCUGAUUCCGGGGAGCCUGAUGUCCCGCUGGCCCUGCCGGACAGCGGGGAGACUAGGGUUCCAGCGGAGGAGCAGCCUCGGCCCCACACGGCGGCUCCUUCCCCUGGCGGCCCGGCCCGGGCGCCCCCUUACCGAGAGCCGCCGUGGGGCGGCCCCACCACGGCCCCCUACAGCCUCGAGACACUAAAAGGAGGCACCAUCCUGGGCACCCGGAACUUGAAAGGACUCAGUUGCUGCCUUUUCGGGAGGCUGCCUAGCUGUGACGUGUGCCUGGAGCAUCCUUCGGUGUCUCGCUACCACGCCGUGCUGCAGCACAGGGUGUCCGGCCUCGAUGCAGAAAGCGACGGCCACGGGCCUGGCUUCUAUCUCUACGAUUUGGGAAGCACCCACGGCACUUUCCUUAACAAAACCCGCAUCCCACCCCGCACCUAUUGUCGGGUCCACGUCGGACAUGUUCUUCGGUUUGGAGGCAGCACCCGGCUCUUUCUUCUUCAGGGACCAGAGGAGGAUCGAGAGGCAGAAUCCGAGUUGACAGUAACGCAACUGAAGGAAUUGCGCAAGCAGCAACAAAUGAUGUUAGAAAAGAAGAUGCUGGGAGAAGACUCAGAUGAAGAAGUGGAAAUGGAUACCGCUGAAAGAAAGAGAAAUACUAAUAGUCAGGACGAUGAAAUGGGCUGCACCUGGGGAAUGGGAGAAGAUGCUGUCGAGGAUGAGGCUGAAGAGAACCCCAUUGUCUUAGAGUUUCAACAGGAAAGAGAGGCUUUUUAUAUAAAGGAUCCAAAAAAGGCUCUCCAAGGUUUUUUUGACCGAGAAGGAGAAGAAUUAGAAUAUGAAUUCGAUGAACAGGGUCAUAGCACUUGGCUCUGCAGGGUGAGAUUACCUGUGGAUGAUUCAACUGGAAAACAGCUAGUGGCAGAGGCCAUUCACUCAGGAAAGAAAAAAGAAGCAAUGAUUCAGUGCUCCCUGGAAGCUUGUCGAAUCCUCGAUACUUUGGGAUUGCUGCGGCAGGAGGCUGUGUCUCGGAAAAGGAAAGCCAAGAACUGGGAAGAUGAAGACUUUUAUGACAGUGAUGAUGACACAUUUCUUGAUCGAACUGGCCUGGUUGAAAAGAAGCGUCUGAAUCGAAUGAAGAAGGCUGGGAAGAUUGACGAGAAGCCAGAGACCUUUGAAUCGCUGGUUGCGAAGUUAAAUGAUGCUGAAAAGGAACUCUCUGAAAUUUCUGAGAGACUGAAAGCCUCCAGCAAAGCUCUGUCAGAGUCACCGUCUCAGGACUCUUUAGAUGCAUUCAUGUCAGAAAUGAAGUCAGGGAGUGCAUUAGAUGGUGUGUCCCGGAAGAAACUUCACCUGAGAACUUUUGAACUGAGAAAAGAACAGCAGAGACUUAAAGGGUUGAUAAAGAUUGUAAAGCCAGCAGAGAUUCCAGAACUAAAAAAAACUGAAAGUCAGGCUACAGAUGGAGAAAACAAAGCUAAAAAGCUCACAUUGCCUCUCUUUGGUGCCAUGAAAGGAGGAAGCAAAUUCAAAUUAAAAACGGGAACAGUAGGGAAGUUACCCCCCAAGCGUCCAGAACUCCCUCCAACUCUAAUGAGAAUGAAGGAUGAGCCUGAAGUAGAGGAGGAGGAAGAAGAGGAGGAAGAGGAGAAAGAAAAGGAGGAGCAUGAAAAGAAAACAGAGGCUGGGAGCAGUAGGCUGCAGCAGGAGACAGAGCCGGAAGAAGCAGCACAGGAGACGAGUCCUCCCAUAGACUUCACAUGUUCUAAAGAAACAAAAAACCAUGGUAAUGUCUUCUCUCUCCUUCCUAUGCUGUGCACAUCAAAGAAUGAGAUUGAGAAAAGCAGAGAUGAAUUUAAGAAAAAGAAAGCUCCUGGUCCAGGCAAAGUUCCACUGAUACUUUCCUCCAAAUAUCCAGAAGAUGACCCAGAUUACUGUGUGUGGGUCCCACCUGAAGGCCAAAGUGGAGAUGGCAGGACCCAUCUUAAUGACAAGUAUGGGUAUUGA
Rangifer tarandus platyrhynchus (Svalbard reindeer) is the source of this 2163-nucleotide messenger RNA. The record is from the annotation of a GenBank genome assembly. NCBI's taxonomy places the organism in Eukaryota, Metazoa, Chordata, Mammalia, Artiodactyla, Cervidae.